AUGCUCGCCGCAUCUCCCGCUCCGGCUGCCGCACUAGCGGGUGGCCUUCAGGCCGCCUGCCCGCCGCAGCAUGGGGGCGCGCGGGGAGGCGCGCGGCCGUGCACAGGCUGGUUGACGGGCGGAGAACUGAGAGGCGCGCUCUCUCACAGCGCGGCCCAAAGCGGACUCUCCGCGCCGUGUCGAAAAGCGCCUUGUGGAGCGGCGAGACGCGGCGCCCCUGUUGUUUGCUCCGCGGCUGCUAAGCCCGCUUUCGGGCGGCAGAUGCUGGUGAUGGUGCCACCGCACCCGCUGAUCAAGCACUGGAUUGCCAUCCUGCGCAACGCCACCUCGCCACCCCCCAUCUUCCGUGCCGCACUGGCCGAGCUUGGUCGCAACAUUGCUUAUGAAGCUACUCGUGAUUGGCUGCCCAUGAUUCAGGGCGAGGUGGCCACGCCCUGUGGUGUCGCUGAGGUGGAGGCCGUUGACCCCUACAAGCCAAUUGCAGCCACUGUUUACUGCUGUUCCGUGCAUGAUCACCGACCAUGGCGCACCACCAUUGUUUCUAGGCUAGUUGGUGAUGGGCUCCUCCGCCUUCCAUCUCCACUGCCCUCCUCUCUCAAUCCCUCUUCCCUAUUUCCCCCUCUCCUCUUUUUCUUCUCCCCCCUCCUCUCAUCUCCUCUCAUCUCCUCUCCUCUCCUCUCAUCUCCUCUCAUCUCCUCUCCUCUCCUCUCAUCUCCUCUCCUCUCCUCUCAUCUCCUCUCCUCUCCUCUCCGCCCCUCUCCUCUCCUCUCCUCUCCUCUCCUCUCCUCUCCUCUCAAGCGGUCCGUGUAUUAG
Messenger RNA from Closterium sp. Naga37s-1, 813 nucleotides. The record is from the annotation of a GenBank genome assembly. Lineage: Eukaryota; Viridiplantae; Streptophyta; Zygnematophyceae; Desmidiales; Closteriaceae.